UUGCAAAAUGGAUGUGGUAUUUACAGCUGAAUUACAUAACAUUAAAAUAAUGUAUAAUUUUUUAAAAGCAAUUAGUUUCAAAGACACUGCGGUAAUAAGUUUAACCGAACGUGGAAUGAAAAUCACUGUGGAAGAAAUGAAAUGUGUACAAACAUCAGCGUACAUACCGAACGAUGUAUUCGACGUAUAUAAAUUACAAAUUGAUGAAGAGGAAAUCAAUUUUAAAAUUAGUAUGAAAAUUUUAACCGAAUUUCUAAAUAUUUUUGGAGAUGAUGGUUCUCCAAGCUUAAAAAUUGUAUAUAAGGAAAUUGGAAGCCCGUUAAUGUUAAUCUUAGAUCAUAGUGAAGAAUGUUACAUAGCCGAUUGUAAACUAGAAACAAUAGAAGAAGAUGAAGUUUUAAAUUUAUAUUUGGCCACCGAAUGUCGAGUUAAUAAUGUAGUUGUAAAAGCUCCUUUGCUUGUUAAUAUUAUUCAUGAAUUAGACAUGACCGCCGAUCAUUUAAUAUUAUUUUUAAGCCCUGACCCACCAUAUUUUCGGAUAUCUACUGAGGGAUUGUUGGGUGAAAUUCAUGUGGACAUAUCACCAAAUUCUGAUAUGGUCGAAUUAUUUCGCUGUACAAAAACAAUGAAGUUAGCAUAUAAUUCAACAUAUAUCAAACAACUGGAAAAAGUCAUGAAUAUUUCAAGUCGAAUAUCAAUAAGUACUGGUGAUGAAGCGGGUCUUUUAGGUUUACAAAUGAUUAUUGAAUCGAAUGAACAAUCUUCCAAAGAAUAUAAAAUGUUUGUUGAAUACUUUUGUACAGCAUUAACGGGUGACGAUGAUGAUUAAUUUGCUAACCUGAUUUUUGGAUCUUUAUCAGUACGCUUAAAAAUAUAACAAAAAAAUCAAAAUUUUGUUGUCUCUGAUUUUAGAAUACAUCCUGUGUAAAAAAACCAAAAAAUAUAAAAAUCCAGUAUCCAGUUCAUACAGAUGAAUAAUUUUUGAAAUAACGCCAAAUAUCUUAAAAUAAAAAUAAUAAAGCGUUUCACGUAGAACUUCGGGUCAAACCAUAGAAAAUAUUCGAUAAAUCAUCAAAUGAAUCCCAUUUUCGAAUUUUUUUAAUCAAAAUACCUUACUUAUCGAGUUUUGUAAAUUUCCGAAACAAAAUGUUGCGAUUUUUUUAAAAAAAGAUACAGAAAAACACAUAUUAUCUAAGAAACUGCCUUAAAACGACCCGACAAAUCGCUCUUUGUAAGGAAUUUUGUACGAUAUUUGAAAAACUUUACCUUAAUCAUCAAUCAUCAAAUAAACUCGUUUUUUUUAUUUUUGGGUCGUUUCAAUUU
Molecule: messenger RNA, 1323 nt
Organism: Chrysoperla carnea
Lineage: Eukaryota; Metazoa; Arthropoda; Insecta; Neuroptera; Chrysopidae
Product: cell cycle checkpoint protein RAD1-like
Exons: 4
Coding region: 8-829 (273 amino acids)
Biological process (GO): DNA damage checkpoint signaling; DNA repair
Cellular component (GO): checkpoint clamp complex; nucleus
Molecular function (GO): 3'-5' exonuclease activity
Source: RefSeq, a predicted model, not a curated record